This is a messenger RNA of Rotaria socialis, 609 nucleotides long. Lineage: Eukaryota; Metazoa; Rotifera; Eurotatoria; Philodinida; Philodinidae. The record is from the annotation of a GenBank genome assembly.
AUGGAAUGGGGCGAUGAAAGUCUCUAUCGAUUUCUCAAUAAAGCACUUCGUAACAAAGAUCGAUCAGCAUUGAAACCGUGGGUCGGUUAUCUUAAAUUAUUGCACACUACAUUGAAAAAAUUGCCGAGCGUUUCAAAGAACUUAUGGCGUGGUCCCGAUAGCGAUGUAGAUUCAUGUGCUUCUAAUGUUAAAGUUGUCAAAGAUUUUCUUGGAUCUGUACCAACAUUGUUCAUGGUCGAAGCAAACAACGGAAAAGAGAUAUCGGCAUAUAGCAAUUUUCCAGAUGAGGAUGACGUUAUUCUUAUUUCGGGCAUACGAAUUAGAGUAGUAGAUGACUCGCUAAAUCAUGAAACAUUCAAUUUGAUACAUUUGAUGGAAUUGACUGAUGAAGAUGAUUGCGAAGUGUUACUAGCCUUGGAAAAAAAACAUGGAAAAGGUGUCUCUCAUUAUGCCAAUGGAAAUAAAUAUACAGGAGAUUGGAUUGACGAUAGUCGAACUGGCCAUGGCGCUUUUACAUGGGCCAGUGGUGAUCGUUACGAGAUGAUGUGUUCAUAUAUUUGUGUUCCAUUUUAUUGUGAAAAUCAAUGUAUGCGCAUGGGUCGCCCAUAA